CCAUUCAGGUCAAAGGUUAGAUAAACAGCAAGGGACGCUCCCUGACAGAUCGAAUGUCAUCAAGUCGUUGGUAACAACAACUUCGUAACGUUUCCUUCCUCAACUUUGAUUUUUGGCUUCAUCUUCUCCUCAUAAGAAGAGGAAAGGCUUCCGUUAAGGUUUCAGCCUUAGAAUCUACGCCGCGUGAAUUUUCUGGAAGAAACAGGAGCUCCUUGCAAGGAUCUUGAAGUAUGCAAGAUAAGAUGGCGGACCCAGGUUUUCCCGAUUCCCACACGACAACGGCCACCACCACGACAACCACCACGACUACAAGCUCUUCCUCACCCUUCUGCGACAUCGGCUACUUCUUGACGCUUCCAGGCAUCUUGAAGAUUCUUCAACUCUUCUUUGGCCUGAUCACCUGGGCGUGCGUUGCGUCGUACCCGUACCGUUACUAUGACUACGGCGGAGGUCAGCACUGGGUGAUGUUUGUGGCGGUGACCUGCUGGGUCAUCACCCUGCUGCUGGUGGUGCUGUACUCCACCUCACUCUACAAGCGCAUCGGUCUACCCUGGCUCUUCCUGGAGCUGGUUUACGGUGCUGCAGCCACACUGCUGUACCUGAUUGCCUUCGCUGUCCAGGCCGGCACCACCCACACCAGAUACCAGAUCCUGGGCUCCAAUUGGUACAACACCUACGCGGCCGCAGCGGCCUUUGCCCUCUUCACCACGGUCUGCUACGCAGUUGACGCCUUCCUGGCGUUCCGUAACUGGCAGAGCGGCGGAACCAACGCGGCCGGGAGCACCGCAAACGCCUGAGCACGAUCAUCAGGACCCUACGGAGGUCCAGAUAUCGCCUUCCAAGUGCCUAAUUUUUUCAAGAGGAAUUUUCUUUUCAGGCAGUUGUAAAAUUUGCUGUUAACUUAGACUUACCCAAGUUUGUAUUUUUUUUGCAGUAGAAAACGUUUGUAAGUUUGUAUUUUGUGCUUUUCUACAGUGGACAUGUGCCUUGAAGUGAAUUUAGCAAGAGAGAGAAAGGUUUUGAUAGGAAAAAUAAGAAUUAUAAAAACUGAUAGGAAUAAUGAUCAUAAUAAUUCAUAACUACAAUUUCCCUACAUCUGAAAAGGAAUAACAUUACAUUUAAAUGAAGUGCCUUUAAAAUUAACUGCUUUUUUGUACAUCACAGUUUUGUAAGAAAGAAUUCUUAAGUACUAGUGUUGUCUUGAUCACAUAAACAAGACUUUGUCUAAGAAAGUUCCUUAAAACUUGAAGCCACAUUUAAAGUUAGUGCACAUAAAUGCAUGUCUUUCUUUUCAUUAUUAGGAGCUGAAGUUAACAUCCCAAUGUUCAAAAUGUUACAUUCAUAUUACUUGCCCAUAUGCACAUUAUAUUUUCUCCCUAUUUAUAUAUAUAUAUAUUAUUUUUACGUUUUCAAAAAAACAAGAAAAGCAACUCGGAGCUGACUUAUAUACAAAGUACAUUUUGUCAUAUGUUGUAAAAUUUAAACUUCAAGAUUUUGGAUUGCCUGUCAUCAACUGAGUUUGAGGUUUGGAAUGACAGCUAAAAUUUUUCAAUUUUUAGUUUCAUGACAUCUGAGGUAUCAGUAAGUUUUUGUUGCAGUAAAAUUGUAUUUAUUCAUUUCACUUUUUUUGUUGUGGUUUAUACUCAUUUCAAGACACAGAAUUCAAAGUAUAAAAAGAUGUAGUGCUGUCUAAUUGUGUGAAGAGAAAUUGUGACGUUUUUUCUCAAUUUGUAUGAUGUGAAUAAUAAGAUGACUUGAAAGCAUUUUUGUGGGAUGUGUUUGAAUGGUGCUAGGAGUUCAUGCAUAAAUCAACCUUGUAGUAUUUCUCUCAUUAAAUGGACUCAUACCAUAUCCUUGCAAACCUUAGUCUAAACCUAGAAAUACAAAAUAAAUACAUAAAAAGCAAUAUUUGACAGACAUGCAUCCACUGUCUCAUUGGCUGAACCAAUAGUUGUCAUUCUAUUAUUGGAUAAACAGCUUAUUUUGAUAGGAUUGGUCAUUGGUAUGUUUCAUAUAGACUAUAGUUUUUGCACAGUGCAGAAUAUUGUUGUGUAGUGCCCACUAUUUUUGCAUAGUAUAAAAUAGUUGUGCAUAGUGCAGAAUAUUUGUGCAUAGUGCAGAAUAUCUGUGCAUAGUGCAGAAUAUUUUUUGCAAAGCGCAGAGUAUUUUUGCAUACUGCAGAGUAUUUCUAUACUUCUUGAAUAUACUGUAUUACACUAUUGCAUGUGUAUACCUCAGAACAGUUAUACUACAACUUAACCUUUUUCAAUUGGUGAUCUAGUUAUUACUAGAUGGUGUAGGAUAACUUGUUAUGUAAACUUCUGAAAACUUUGACCAAUAGUGAUAAUUGCUAGCCUCUAACUUGCCUUGUGUGCCUUGCAUAGAUUUGGGUGAAACUAUUACUGUUGUUUGUAAGGCUAGUUUACCUUUAUCUGUGGCAUAACCUAUAUCCGUUGUUUUAAAAGCAGGGUAUUUAGGGAUAUCAUGUCGACCGACUUGACUUGAUAUCAAGUCCACAGACGGGGGUACAAAACAACAAUAUUCUAAAUAGCCUGUUUUUAAAAGAACGGAUAUAACGCUGGUUCACCUUUAUCCGAGGGUAACCUAUAUUCGUUGUUUAUAAGAAAAAACAUAUUUUGGGAUAUGAAGUCGAUGGACAGUAGUUUCGAAUUGGAACAUUUUAAAAAUAUUGCAAAUUUGAAACCACAGUCCGCAGACUUAAUACUUCUACAUGUGCUGUUUUAAAAGACAACGGAUAAAGGUCACCCACGGAUAAAGGUGAACUAGCGUUAGAUUACCCCGGUGGAUAAAGGUGAACUAGCAUUAACUAAUUAUAAGACUACUUCACGGAGUAGAGAGUGUAUUUUUACAUGUUGUACCUGGCCUAGGGGUCUGGUUGUGGUGCCAUUUUGUAUGAGGUUUGUGGUUCUAACAAUAAAUACUUUGUUUAUACAAA
Messenger RNA from Branchiostoma floridae (Florida lancelet), 2956 nucleotides. RefSeq names its product plasmolipin-like. Bases 231 to 797 code for a protein of 188 amino acids. The record is from RefSeq and is a predicted model, not a curated record. NCBI's taxonomy places the organism in Eukaryota, Metazoa, Chordata, Leptocardii, Amphioxiformes, Branchiostomatidae. Gene Ontology annotation, cellular component: membrane. The transcript has 4 exons.